AUGGCGGACGGCGCCGCGCUGCUGGUCGUCGCCGCGGCCUGUGCGAAACGCCUCGGCAGCGCGGCCGGGGCGCUCGCGGGCUUCGUUGAAGGACCGUCUUACGUCGUGAAUGUGGGCGCGACGCUCGGGAUCGGCCUCGCGGCCGCGGCCUUGGAUAAAUCGGCGCGCGUCGCGACGACGGCCGCCGUCCUGGGCCUCCUCGGGCUCCUCGCGAUGGUUGUGCUGGGCAUGAAGGCCGCGGACGUCGCCGUCGAGGCGACGCAUCCUCUAAAAGCGCUGGCCUCGCUCAACGUCGCCUUCGCGACAUUACAACCCUCCGCCCUAAGCCUCGUGCUCCGGCGCGCUUUAGCUGGUGGAGACCCGGACGCCCUUGCCGGCGCGGCGCUGGCCGGCGCGCUGACGACGGGCGCGCUCUACGGGGUAGUGGCCGUUUCUGGAAAUUCCCCGUCGGACACGUUGCUGAGCGCCGCCGUCGCGGCGCUCUCGCUCGUGCCGCUCGUGCCGCCGCUGCGCCACGCCGUCGAGGGCGUCGCCGAGGGCCUUGCGCUGCGGACCAGGAGCCGGGCCCUCGCGGCGCUGGCCGUGGCGGUCGUCUUUCUCCUCGCUUCGGCGCUGCCGGACGACGUCUGGGCGUCGCUCGUCGCCCUCGGCGUCGGGCUGACGUCCUUCGCCCUGCCGGUCUGGUGCCAUUGGAGGGUGGAACGGCCGCGUGGCGACCCGAGGCAGCUCUGCAAAAGUUUACGAUUCGUGCUGCUCGAGAUCGUUCUGCCGGCGGUCGUGCUCUUCCUGGGCGUCGCGCUCUCGGUGCUGCCGGCGGCGGGGCUGGUGGCGCGGACGGCGGUUGGCGUUGUGCCUCGCGAGCAGUCCCGGCUCGUCGAGAGGUAAGUAUGUCUCUAGAUUUCUAGUGACUCUUCGAAAACGAGGACUUGUCGUUUGUCGUCCGUCGAGGGGAACCCGCACGUAUGUAAUUUUGCAGAUCGAUCACAUCUCAUCAAGUAGCUGUGCUUAGGCUGCCCUGCGCAACGAUGAUGGGAUCCGCAGCGCUUUUGUCCUUGGCUAGUUUAUUGUCAGCCGUGGCUGGCAGCACGAUGAACGACAUCACCAUCCGAACUGCAGUAACAGAGUGGCUCUCGGACAGCGCCGCCGCCGAGGCGACGUACGGCCACAUCUCGACGUGGGAGACUGGCGGGGUGACGGACAUGGAUCACUUGUUUUGCGCAGAUUCAUGGUUCAGUUCUUGCAACACGGCCGCGGCGUCCUUCAACGAAGACAUCGGCGCGUGGGACACCUCCGGCGUGACGACGAUGAGCGGGAUGUUCUACGAGGCCUCGGCCUUCAACCAGGACAUAGGCGCGUGGGACACCUCGGCCGUCAGAGCCAUAGAAUCCAUGUUCAAAGACGCCUCGGCCUUCGACCAGGACAUCGGUGGUUGGGCGGUCCACAGCGUCACGGACAUGCGCUGGAUGUUCGCCGGCGCCUCGGCCUUCGACCAGGACCUCGGCUGGUGCGUGGACGACGACGUAAUAUUUAAAAGGGUCAACGACGGCGGCCCGUUCGACGGAACCCCGUGUGAGUCGACGUCGUGCGGCGUCAAGCAAGGAGCCCUGGAGGAAAACGGCAAUUGCCAGUCGACGGGCGCCCUGGCCAGCGACGGCGCCAGGACCCUCUCCGCCGCCCUCUUCCCGAUCGUCCUCUUUCUACUCUUUUAAGUCCUCUUCAUCAUAUAGGGAGUCAGUCUUACGCCACAGGGGGGGGAAGGGAAUCAGGCGAGCGCCUGGACCAGCGUCGCGCUGAGUCUCUGUGCUGCCGGCGGCGGGGCUCGUCGCGCGGGCGGCGUCAACCGUUGGCGUUGAGCCUCGUGAGCAGUCCCGGCUCGUCGAGAAGCAAGUAUGUCUCUAGAAUUUUAGUGGCAUAUUUCAAGAUCGACGUCUCGCCGAGGGUCCCCAUCUGGGUCCCGCGACGCGCGGCGACCCGCACGCAAAUGAAUUGCGAGUAUCCCCAACGCCACGGGCAGCCUCCACGAGGACGACGACGAUGCGCGCCACUGCUGUAGUGGCGCUCCUCCUCCACGCCCUGCCCGGCUCGCACGGCGCCGCCACCACGUUCGUCCGCGUGCCCGAGGACCUUGCCUACGCGGAGGCCGAGGCCCGCUGCACGCAGAUCGGGGCCGCGAUCGCGUCCAUCCACAGCGCGGCGGAAAACGAGCUGGCGCGGACAGCCUGCGGCAAUAGUGCGUGCUGGCUGGGCCUGGCGGAGACGGGGGGCGACGCGGGCACCGCCGCGGCGAACCAGACGUGGCUCUGGCAGGACCCGCCGGCGGGCCAAACCGCCCUCCCCGCGUACACGAAUUGGGCGGCCGGCGCGCCGGACAAUGCUGGGGGCGACCAGCGCAACGCCAUCAUCGACACCGCGGGCGAGUGGCACGACAGCCUCUCAUCUCCCUCUCACGCCCCCCUCUGCCGCGUGGCCGGCGAGCUCAAUUUCACCCUCGACCACGCCCCGCAGCAGUGCCAGGUCAACACAAAAUGCCGACAAAAAAAAAGAACAUCGAAGGGAAAGACAGGGAAUGUCCCACGGAAAGACAGGGACCCGACCUGCUGCGGGCGCGGCGCGGAAACAUCAAACAUCAAACAUCGGUCGUGCGCACCAGUCGGGGACGCGACGUACCAGUUCGUCCAGACCGGCAUGGCCUGCGACGUCGGGGAAUCAGUCGAGGAGUACAAAUGCUAUCCGUGCAAACCCGGGAAGACCUGCGACAUGGGCCCGGGCGACGAAGGAAGAUGUAAGUGGCCCGGGCCCGGCCAUGGGACUUUUGUUGGCGUUUUUCUCGUCUUCCUCGGUCCGAUCAUCUUCUGCAUCUUUGCUGGCGUCGGCUGGUACGUCCACAAGAGGAAGAACGCGGACGAAACGUACGCCGCCGCCGCGCGCCGCGUCCUCUGCCGUCGCGGGACCAAGGUCCGCGCGGUCGCGCCCACGACGUCCGAGGAAGCGCCCGCGCUGCCGGCCAGCACGGUCAGCGUCGUCGACGCGCCGGCCGCGGGCAUCGCGCCGAACGAGCUCGGCACCGUCGUCUCGGUUAAACCGGCGAAUCAAAGAUAA
This is a messenger RNA of Pelagomonas calceolata, 3099 nucleotides long. The record is from the annotation of a GenBank genome assembly. NCBI's taxonomy places the organism in Eukaryota, Pelagophyceae, Pelagomonadales, Pelagomonadaceae.